AGGUCAUUUCACAAUUUCAAGUCUGCCUUUCGGGCGCAGUGAUAAUCGUACGAAUUCUCGGCCAUACACGCACGAAAUCCCGAACUUCGGUAGUCUUUACAAAUAAGCGGUGAAAGUGUUACGUGAUUUAUAUCAUUCGCUCGAAUCGGAAUCCCGCAGUUUAACACAACUGCUGCUGUAGAGAGAACGUGUACCUUCGUCUAAGUUGCUAACCCAGUCAAAUCUGUUAAAUAAUGCACCAGGACAGUCCACGUCGUUGUACAAAACUAUUCAAUUGAAUUUAUUCGCAAAGAAUUGCAUUCGUGAAAUUGCAAUGGGACAGUUCGAAAUCGAUUUUCUUGCUCGGAAAAAUUGACAAAUGUAUUCUUUCCAAAAACGUAGUAAUCUAAAUUGUAUCAAAAAGAAAAAGCGUGAAACGUUUUAGUGCAUUUAGGUCGAAAAAUCCACAGACAUCAGUGAAUAAAUCGGUGUACGUCAAUAAAAUCAUUUAGUGAACCAACAAUGUGGUUUGGCAUCUUAACGCUCGUAGUUGUGUUAAUUUUGAAAGUGCUGCUCGAUUGCAGACGACAGCGAAAAUCUCCUCCAGGACCCCUGGGCUUGCCUAUCGUUGGAAACUUAUUCGAUAUUGCGAAGCUAGUGAGGAGAGAGAAAAUAUCUGCCAACAUUUGGAACCAAUUGGCGGAGAAGUAUGGUCCAGUUUUUAGUGUUAAAUUAGGUAUACAGGAACCGACGAUUAUAGUUUCCGGAAUAGAUGCUAUUACCGAGAUGUUGAAUAAACCGGAAUUCGAUGGCAGACCAAACGGAUUUAUGUUCAAAUAUAGAUGCGGCGGUACACCGCAUGGAAUAUUAUUUACGGACUCGGGUAUUUGGCAUAGUCAAAGAAGAUUUGCAUUGAGAACCCUGAGGCAAUUCGGUUUCGGAAAGUACUCGAUGGAGUAUAUACUUCAGCAGGAUGCGAGUGCAUUAACAAAUAUGAUAAUUCAACUAACGGCAAAUGGGACGCCGAUUAACAUUGGUUCCCUUAUUUGCAUUGCCGUCGUUAGCCAUAUUUGGUUUCUACUGGAAGGGACGAAAUUCGAAGUGGGUAAAGAGACUCCUCAAUUAAAAGAAGCGAUAAGUGUGUUGAAAGAUUUGCUGAGGACUGGAAAUAUUUCUGGUGGCAUUGUCAAUCAUUUUCCGUUUCUCAGACACAUUUUCCCCCAUCUGACGGGAUACAGAUUGUUCGAAGAGAGACAGAGUCGUAUAAAUAAAUUCUUCCUAGAGGUGAUAUCGAGACAUAAAGACAAUAAAUUGUUUGGAGAAUGCACGAAUUUUAUAGAUUCCUAUUUGGAGGAAAUUGAUGCGCAAAAGAAGAAGUCACCGUACACAUCCUUCACCGAAAAACAAUUGCAAUUUGUACUGAAAGAUCUGUUUACCGCUAGUAUAGAUACAACAGACAAUAUGAUUGGUUUUGUCAUCGCAUAUCUCGUGGUACAUCCUCAUGUACAGCUUAAAAUACAAGAUGAAAUCGACAAAGUUAUAGGAAGUGAUGUUAGUCCUUCCCUUAAUGACAAAAACCGAUUGCCGUACCUGAACGCAGUUUUGGUCGAAGUAUCAAGGCUUGCGAACGUUACUCCUACUUCUCUCCCUCAUCGAGCAUUAUCCGACUCCAAUUUAUUGGGUUUUGAAAUCAAACGAAACUCUACGUUAUUAGCCAACUUCAGAAGCAUUCAUUUGGACAAGGAGCACUGGGGUGAUCCGGAAGUAUUCCGUCCAGAAAGAUUCAUCAAUAAAGAAGGACAAUUUGUUGAUGACCCAUGGGUUAUGCCUUUUGGAACAGGUCGCAGAAAGUGUUUGGGCGAAGUGGUAGCAAAAAACACAGUCUUCCUCUUCGUAGCAUGUCUUUUGCAAAAACUUAAUUUUUCUGUGCCAGAGGAUCAUCCUGAAAUCGGACUUCACGGAAUUGAUGGUAUUAUUACUUCUCCGCCUAAAAUUGAGAUUGUCGUUGCUCAAAGAUAGGGAUUGCAAUAAAGUACUCGUGUUAACUUUUAUAUUUUUGCUAUAUGAUACAUUGUCAUAUGAUCGGGCAGUCUUAUUCUGAAACGUAUAAUUACAUGCAAACGCAAUUAAUGUCGUCGCUUCUAUGGCGUACAAAUUGUUAUAUUCAUGUUACAACACACAUCGUAGUAUUCACUAAUUUAUUAUCCUAAUUGGAGUAUGCAAGAUAUAAGGAAAGAUCAAAUUACUUAGGAAGUAAAUUUUAUGAAAUUUUCGAGAUCUCAGAAUUAAAUUACUGCAUCUUGCAUUGAUCAUUACUGAACUGUGGAUCUUUAUGCAUUUAUCUGGUAUGUAAGUUUGUAAAAUGUAAGAGAACGUAUAUAUAACGAAUAUUCAUUGUA
This is a messenger RNA of Megalopta genalis, 2378 nucleotides long. The record is from RefSeq and is a predicted model, not a curated record. NCBI's taxonomy places the organism in Eukaryota, Metazoa, Arthropoda, Insecta, Hymenoptera, Halictidae.